GGGUACUUUCCCGAGGAGCAGCUCAGGGACUAGCGCGCGGUGCUCUAGGCUCACUGGGUGGCCAAAGCAGGAGACUCUCUGGAAGCUGCUGGGGGAUGUCUCACUAGCCUGAAUGGAGCUCCACUACCUUGUUAAGAAGUGCAGCCAGGCAGCCCCGUGUGAUGCUGCUGACUGGAGUUCAAGAGGGCCUCCCGAGGACCAGGCAGAUAUAGCAGCCACCAGAGCUGCUCUCUGCUGCCAGAGACGUUGUACCUUGAAGCCAAGAGCACUGGAGAUGGAAGCAUCUCAACUUAGCCCUUCCCCAGCAUCCCCUUCCCUCUCACUGCAAGACAGUGCUAUUCACACAGACUCGUUGCCACCAGGACCUCUCAACUCAGGGAACAACCAGAUAACAGCAGAACAGAAAGUCUGCAACUGCUGCAGCCAGGAAUUAGAAACCUCUUUUACCUACGUGGACGAGAAUGUCAACCUGGAGCAAAGGAACAGACACUCCCCUUCAGCAAAAGGGAGUGAUCACCUGGGAGACCUCGGCUGGGGAAAUCCAAAUGAGUGGUCCCACGAGUCUGCCAUCUCCCUGAUUUCCGAAGAUGAAGAUGAUACCAGCUCGGAAGCCACCUCUUCAGGGAAGUCAGUAGACUAUGGUUUCAUAAGCGCCAUCUUGUUCUUGGUCACUGGCAUCUUGCUGGUGAUCGUCUCGUACGUUGUCCCACGGGAUGUGACUGUGGAUCCCAACACUGUGGCGGCCCGGGAGAUGGAACGCCUGGAGAAGGAGAGCGCGAGGCUGGGGGCUCACCUGGACCGCUGUGUGAUUGCUGGACUCUGCCUGCUCACACUUGGGGGGGUCGUUCUGUCCUGCUUGCUGAUGAUGUCUAUGUGGAAGGGGGAGCUAUACCGUCGUGACAGGUUUGCCUCCUCCAAAGAGUCUGCGAAACUCUACGGUUCCUUCAACUUCAGGAUGAAAACUGGCACUAAUGAAAACACCCUGGAACUGUCACUGGUGGAGGAAGAUGCUCUUGCUGUACAGAGUUAA
This is a messenger RNA of Dama dama (fallow deer), 1030 nucleotides long. RefSeq names its product transmembrane protein 74 (gene TMEM74). The record is from RefSeq and is a predicted model, not a curated record. Bases 113 to 1030 code for a protein of 305 amino acids. NCBI's taxonomy places the organism in Eukaryota, Metazoa, Chordata, Mammalia, Artiodactyla, Cervidae. The transcript is spliced from 2 exons.